AUGUCCGCCGGCCAGCGCGUCUUUCCCAAAGCUUCCCGCUGGCGCAACUUCGUCGGCAACCCGACUUUCUGGAGAUGUGUCAAAUAUGGUGGAUGGCUGCCAGUAGCUGUCUUCGUCACGCACAAUGUGUAUAGUGUGGGCAACAUUGGUGGGCCGAGCAUGAUGCCCACGUUCAACCCGGACUAUUACUCGAGCCCCCUGCACUCGGACGUGGUCCUGCUCGAGCGAUGGCAGGUUAAGGGCUCGUUGCCUUUUCUUGGCCAACGGUAUCGCCGAGGAGACGUCGUGACGCUCUGGUCUCCAGUCAAUCCCGAAACACUAGUGACAAAGCGCAUCAUUGCGCUCGAGGGCGACGUCGUGACCCCAUUGCCGCCCAGCGCGCCGGCUCCCUUCAAGAUUCCGCCUGGGCACGCGUGGAUCGAGGGAGACUCGUUCCACAAGACUCUGGAUUCCAACACCUAUGGACCUGUAAGUCAACACGGCGUCAUGUCGAGCGAGAUCGUUGCGGCCGAGGACGGCCAGAGGUUAUCCUUUGCCUCCCUCCCCUCCUCCGUAUCACAAUACAGUCACACCGCAGCGGCGUCUUGCCUCUCCCCGACGCUCUGGUUGCUAACGGCCUAG
Molecule: messenger RNA, 621 nt
Organism: Apiotrichum porosum
Lineage: Eukaryota; Fungi; Basidiomycota; Tremellomycetes; Trichosporonales; Trichosporonaceae
Exons: 2
Coding region: 1-621 (206 amino acids)
Biological process (GO): mitochondrial respiratory chain complex assembly
Cellular component (GO): mitochondrial inner membrane peptidase complex; membrane
Molecular function (GO): serine-type endopeptidase activity
Source: RefSeq, a predicted model, not a curated record